UGUCAGUGCGUGCGGACGCGUGUGCCUCGCGUCUAAUAAUAUUUAUUUAUUUUACUUUUCUUCUUUGCGGGCGCCGGCAGUGUAUAAACGAUUACUACAGCCGCCGCCACAACAACAACAACAACAAUAAUAAUAAUAAUAAUAAUAAUAUUGUAAUCGUACUUUGACGUCGCGGCGUAUAAAACGUGCGGUCCGUCGGUCGCACGCGUUCAGUCCGUAUUAACGACCGUGCACGGCGGUCGCGAACAACCGACCACGCACACCGGAUCCUCCGCGCACGAAUAACGCACUCUCGCCGCCCGCGCGCGCAGCUAUAGACGGAUUAUAGCUCUGGACCGCGGUCGCGUGCAUCAUCGCUUCCCGGACCGUGGUCGUAUACAAUAUUACGUCCUCUUGCGCGCGAACCGUCAGCGUUGAUUAUUAUUGUUGUACAUUUUAAAUCGACCGUGUUCGCGAACGGACGACGGUGCGUCUCUCUACGACGUGUUCGUCGUGAUAAUCGUCCUAUAGUGAGACACUGCCCGCGAUCACCUCGUGUUAUAAAAUAAUAUUAUUAUGAUGGGCAGCGCCGACGUCUGGUGGUCGCACGUGCCGGUCGUCGGCCGCGCGGUUCGAUUCGCCGUGCUUUUGAUCGUCCUCCGGCUAGCCGAUUUCAUGACGGCGGUAACGUGCGCGGCAACCGCAGACGACGACCGCCACCAGCAACACUUGCAGCAGCAGCAGCACGUCCACCUCACAGAACUGAGUCGUAACAUAAUCAAAGGGCUGAAAUUGGAAAAGUUACCGGACAUGACCAAGGUGGACAUCAGCAACGAAGAAUUCCAUUGCAAGUAUUUGGAAUAUUUCCGGCGAUUGUACGUGGAUGAAUCAGAAUUUUACGAUCCCGACGACAACGAUGAUGUAACAAUAGCAGCGAGUUAUGAUAAUGAUGACGACCACGACGUAUCCGCGAUACUAAUACGGGGCCAAGUGAAACACUUCGGCGGCGAUAACAGGAACGACGAAUCUCCGGAUCUGCCGACAGACGAUGACGGCGAUGUGCUGCAACAAACUACAUCCAUCACGUUCCCGAUUUAUGAUACGGCGGUGCGCGGAAGUGGCAGUCGCGUGACGGUAAUCAAAUCGGUGGCGCGAAUCUACGCAGACGCCCCUCACGCACGGGUCCGCGUGUACGGCCGCUUGCUGCAGCAGGCCGGUGCCGUACUGCGGGAAAACCCGUCGCUCGUUGCCGAUCUCAUAUGGCCGGUUGGCGGCAGUGGACGGUGGGUGGACGUGGACGUGACGCGCCUAUUACGGCCGCGAAAACGUCACCGCGGCGGGGGCGUGACCGCCGCGUCUCUGGAAUUGUUGUUGCGAUAUUCGGCGACGGCAGCAGCCGGAUCUGUCCGUUUCGGGGACGAAACAGAUAACGACGGUCGAUAUGUUCCUGUUCUACACGCUUUUAUGAACGGAGCUGUGGACGGCGGCGCGCGUUCGGCGACCGCGGCCGUUCGAUGCCCCGGCGAAACGAAACGGAAAAAACGAGAGGGCGGCGGUGGUCGCGGCCGCGAUAAAAAACAUCGUCGGCCGACCGCGUCUGGUCGCGUCCGUCGGACUGACUGCAAGGUUGACACAUCGUCGGGCAACGACAACGGGACAGAGCACGGCGGCGGCGGCGGCGGGAACAAAUGUUGCCGGGAAGAGAUGCGCGUCGUUUUCGCCGACAUUCCGGGUUUCGAUUUCAUCGUCGAGCCCAAGUGGUUCGACGCGGGCCUUUGCCGGGGACGGUGCCCGGCCAAGUACAAUCCGGCCACCCGGCACGCGUUCAUCCAAAGCCUGUUGUGGAAACAGCACAACAACAACCGUCGAACGGAGGUCGCCGGUGAUGGCGGGGAGAGGCGGGCCCGGAGAAAGGUCCGUCACGGCGGCGGCGGCGCGGCGACAGCCACGACAAAGGCUCCCCAGCCUCCGCCCAAACCGUGUUGCGCGCCCAAUAAACUGGACCGGUUGCAGAUCAUUCAUGUCGACGAGACAGACCCGAGCUCGCUGAAGGUGACCACGUGGAAAGAAAUGGCUGUCGUGGAAUGUGCGUGUUCGUGAUCGACGUCUUUUGGGUUAAGUUUGACGCGAGUGUAGAAUGCACUUGCACCCCAUCCUAUGCAUGCGUAAACAUUAAGAUAAUAUUUUAUGCGAUGUACGAAAUCCCUGUCAGAACGAAUUUUAUUUUUUGCUUCCGUUAUUAUCGUUGAAUAUUAUUUUUGUUUAUGCGCUUAAUUAAAGACAUGUGUCAUAUAAAAUUUGGUCAUUUAAAUAUUUAAUAAUUGGCCAUACAACUUUCAAAAUGAUUUGUUAUCAUGCUAUUUUAAAGAUAAUAAUAUUUCGAAUAACAAUACGUAGAGGCCAAAAAAAAGGAAUUAAUUGGUGCUUUCUAUAAUCUAUAUAGUGCAUUUUUAUUUAUUUAUUUAUUAUAUACUCAAUACAGUUUUUCAGUAUCAUGCAAGUGUUGAAAAAUGUUGUAAUAGGUAAUUAGGAAAGAUUUGUUGAUCUCGGCGCCGCAGUCGCAUAGUGUUUAAGCAAUUUAACAAAUAUUAUGUAUUAUGUAGGUAUGCGAUAUAUGCGCGUUCGAUGACGAAUCGCCAAGAUAUACGGGCCAAAAAUAUAUUAUACUAUUAUUAUUUAUUGUAUAAUAUGCUCAAAAUGAUCUAACGAAUUUUUUAUUGUUUACGAGUUAACUAUAAUAUAUUAUAUUGUACAGUUUAUUACACAUUAGUUAUAUUUUCUAUUAAACCACUAUAUAGCUAUUAAUUCCAAUGUUUAGAUUUUAGAUGAGUGUUCAUAAUAUAUAUUUAAAAGUUUUGAUGGUUUUGUAUAUAUAACGUAAGAGUCCAACUUGUGUUCAUAUAUUAUAAUCUCAGAAAAUUAAUACUUUAAAUUACUAUUAUUGUAAUAACUAUUUAUAAAAACGAAUCGCGGUCAAGUUCAAUGUCACUUAAAUACAAAAACGCAGUCGUAUGCAUUCUGUAGCCCGUUCGUUUAUUUAUGAAUUAUGGUUUGUAAUAUUAUCUAUUCAUAUACGAUUUUAAAACGUUCGCGCUCUCUGAAAUUUCAAGUGUUAUCGUGAAUAUUCAUGACUAAAAAUGUUAUUAUUUUUAGCCCUUAUAUAGGUGUGGAUUAUUAACUAUAUUUUAUUUUUGUUUAUUUAUUUAUUAUUUUUAUACUUAGGUACAGUCUUGUAAAGAAUACGUUUAUAUUAUAUUAAAACAUUUUUAGAAUAGGUAUAUAUUUUUU
Rhopalosiphum padi (bird cherry-oat aphid) is the source of this 3267-nucleotide messenger RNA. RefSeq lists its product as uncharacterized. NCBI's taxonomy places the organism in Eukaryota, Metazoa, Arthropoda, Insecta, Hemiptera, Aphididae. Gene Ontology annotation, biological process: SMAD protein signal transduction; BMP signaling pathway. The record is from RefSeq and is a predicted model, not a curated record. The transcript is spliced from 3 exons. Gene Ontology annotation, molecular function: cytokine activity; growth factor activity. The coding region runs from base 556 to 2079 and encodes 507 amino acids. Gene Ontology annotation, cellular component: extracellular region.